Messenger RNA from Neoarius graeffei (lesser salmon catfish), 1155 nucleotides. It is a transcript of the gene ap3s2, whose product is annotated as adaptor related protein complex 3 subunit sigma 2. The record is from RefSeq and is a predicted model, not a curated record. Gene Ontology annotation, cellular component: membrane coat; intracellular membrane-bounded organelle; AP-3 adaptor complex. NCBI's taxonomy places the organism in Eukaryota, Metazoa, Chordata, Actinopteri, Siluriformes, Ariidae. The coding region runs from base 90 to 653 and encodes 187 amino acids. The transcript is spliced from 6 exons. Gene Ontology annotation, biological process: Golgi to vacuole transport; intracellular protein transport.
UGAACAGGAAGUGCUUUUCUCCGAUAUUGAUUUUGUUCUCAUAACUGAGAGGCGACAGUAAUUUAGUUCAAAACACCGAAAAGGACAGGAUGAUCAAAGCCAUUCUGAUUUUUAAUAAUCAUGGCAAACCGAGACUCAUCAGGUUUUAUCAGCACUUUGCAGAAGACAUGCAGCAGCAGAUCAUCAGAGAGACCUUUCACUUGGUGUCAAAGAGAGAUGAUAACGUCUGCAAUUUCCUUGAAGGUGGCAGUCUGAUUGGCGGCUCGGACUACAAGCUGAUCUACAGACAUUACGCCACACUUUACUUUGUGUUCUGUGUCGAUUCGUCUGAAAGUGAGCUCGGCAUUCUGGACCUCAUCCAGGUGUUUGUGGAGACUCUGGAUAAAUGCUUUGAGAAUGUGUGUGAACUCGACCUGAUCUUCCACAUGGACAAAGUGCAUUAUAUCCUGCAGGAGGUGGUGAUGGGAGGGAUGGUGCUCGAGACCAACAUGAAUGAAAUUGUUGCUCAGGUUGAGCUGCAGAACCGAAUGGAGAAAUCUGAAGGUGGACUUUCUGCUGCUCCAGCUCGAGCCGUCUCAGCCGUGAAAAACAUGAACCUUCCAGAAAUCCCUCGUAACAUCAACCUUAAAGUGCCGAGUCUGUCUCCGUUCUGAGACGACCAGAAUUCCGUUCAUCGUCAACACUGGAAUAACGUCCCAGAAACACUGUUCUCUCUUUGGAAUGAAGUUGAGACUGAAUUAUAUUUACAUUUAGGGGCCAAAGUUCUCCAAAUCCCAGAGCAUUUCCAUUUCCUCACUUAGUAAACACUAACAAAGCUCUGUGUGUGUGUGUGUGUGUGUGUGUGUGUGUGUGUGUGAGAACAUGAGAUUCAGGAUUUGAUGAUGAGAGAAAAGCCCGCGGUCAGUAACUCAUUGGGAUCGUUAGGAAAUCGUGCUGUUACAAAUUUAUUUGCAGUUUAUUUUGUAAUUGAGUAGCAACAUUCCGGAAAUAUAUUCAACUGCUAAUGAAAAGCUGACGACGUCUCGGUGCGUUUUAACCGAACGCCAAACAUCACUCACCAGUCACUCGCUUUAUUUAUGCUGUGAUUUUGUUUAUUAAAUGCUAAUUAUUUUUUGUUGAUUUUGUUGUUUGUGUUAUUAAAUUCAGAACACUGUU